GAGAGAGAGAGGAGGAGAGAGAGAGGAGGAGGAAAGAGUCAGUGAGUCCGGAUGCUCUGCACAGAGACACCGGACCACAGAGGUGCCGCUGCUGCUGCUGCUGUGCGUCGCUGCUCUCAGGCUGCAGCCUUAUGACGGAGCUGCUGGGCUAACAUUCAAGAAAACAACCUCAACAAACAAUCUGAAGCAGGUGUUCUGCAGACAAUGGCUCUCUCCUGGAUUCUGCUCGUGGCGUUCCUGUUUUCCAGCCUGGCUCCGUCGCACAGCGCUGAGCCCGGAGCACCUCACGGCAAGAGGAGACAGGCGCAGGGCUCGGCAGGUGGCAGCAACGUCCUGCAGCACCCUCUGCAAGGUCUGCAGGGCCACGGGUACGGCAGGGACCACGGAGGGCACCAGGGGGCCCGUAAUGGCAAAGGUGGGGCCGGGCUGCUCUCCCACAGGCCUCUGCACCCGCUGGCCAGGCCAGAGGACGACGGGACGGGUCUGGAGGGGUUGAGCCCGGUGAGACUGGAGAUGGGUCCGGGGAGGGACAGAGACCGAGGUCGAAUGAAUAUGAGGAGUCAAACCCAGACGAGGGAGAACAACCUUCUGGGCACACGCAAGGGAAGAGGGCACAGAAACGGGCACGGACAUGGACACCACUUUGAGCACAGGAGGCAAGGGAGCCGUCGAGACAAGGGACGACAUGGUAAAGGUUUUCCUGUGGAGCCUGAGCUGAGGGCUGCGCUGAGGGACAGAGAUCUGUUCGAGGACCCUCCCUCUUCCUCAUCCUCCCCCUUCUCCUCCCCUGCUGCCUCCCCCCCGCUCGGUGCGACCCCGCCCAGCGAACCCCCCUCCCCCAUCGGCGCCGCCUUUGGCUCCGGCUCCUCCAUGGUUACCACGGUGAUGAACGAGCAUCCCCCAACGCUGCCCCCGGCCUCCACCAAACCCCAGCGGUCUGGUCGUGGAAAAGGACAAGGUGAGGUGAUGCCAACGUUGGACAUGACGCUCUUUGACUGGACGGACUACGAGGACAUGAAACCUGUGGACACUUGGCCGGCCUCCAGGAAAAAAGACAAGAGACGGAGUAAGAACCUGAGCAGCGGGAACGUGACUGAAGACGCUGACGCCAUCGAGCCGUGUGACCACCACCUGGACUGCCUCCCCGGUUCCUGUUGUGACCUGAGGCAACACGAGUGUAAAGCUCACAACCGAGGCCUCAACAACAAAUGCUACGACGACUGCAUGUGUGAGGAAGGGUUUCGUUGCUAUGCCAAGUUCCACCGGAAGCGGCGCGUCACCAGGAGGCGGGGUCGCUGUGUGGUGCCAGAGUCGGUCAGCAGCGACCAGGGAGGCUUCAUCACCAUCUGAGGAAGAGGAGGCACACGAGAGGAAGGAGAAAGAGGACGAAUGACGGCCCCAUGACCCCAAGACAUCACAUGACUCUGUUGACAGACCAAGUGCUUCAGACUGAUGCUUGUUUUCUUUUUUUCUCUCACAGUAAAGAAUCCAAAUACCAAAACCAGCAGUUAAAACUUAACCAGACGUAGUUUAACUGGGAUUACUGAGUUAUGAGCAUUGCAUUGUGGGAGAAUCCUCAACCAGAAUAAUCGCCAUCUUUAAAUCCCUUGAUUUGUUCAGUGAAAAUGAAAACAGGUCAGUCUGACUCUGAAUUCGAUUUUUCAGUAACUAAAAGAAAACAGACUUUUGAAAAUGAAUUUUAAAUGAGUUUUUAAUUGGUAGAAAAGAAAAAGAAAAGAAAAAUUUAUUCUCAGAGGAAACGUUUUACUUUUCAACACGUUCAAAUUUUGAGGAAAAGACAUUUUGAGAAUUUAAGAAAACGCCUUUUCAAACACCUCUUCAUCAUUUCUCAUGCAUUUGAUUUACAUUUGAAAUAUUUGAUGUUUUGUCCUGAUCAGAGUGGAACCGUGUUUACAAAUCCUUCAUUCAGUGUCGAGGUAACUGAAACUGUGUUCUUGCAGAUUAUUCUCUUGCUUCAGGACGGUUUGCAAUACUGUUUUUUUAAAAAGUCCUUUCUCUCACCUGCUUCUCCAAACCAACACUACACAUCAUCUGUAAAUGCUGUUUGAACAGUGUUGUAAAUAUGAAUGUGUUUGAAUUGCCAAAAGUUUUUGUUUUUUUUUUAUUUUGAGACUCUUCAAAUGUACUAAACAGUAGAAAGAUAAACACAGAUGCUUGUUCGACCUCCCUUAUACAUGUCUUAAUAUAUGUUUUAUUUAUAAGGUUCUUCAAGACCUUUGUCUUUAUUGUGUUAUUCUGCCCUUUUUUUGUUUUCAUGAUUAAACACUUACUACGAUAAAUAUUACGCGGUG
This is a messenger RNA of Paralichthys olivaceus (Japanese flounder), 2312 nucleotides long. RefSeq names its product dorsal inhibitory axon guidance protein a (gene draxina). NCBI's taxonomy places the organism in Eukaryota, Metazoa, Chordata, Actinopteri, Pleuronectiformes, Paralichthyidae. Gene Ontology annotation, cellular component: extracellular region. The record is from RefSeq and is a predicted model, not a curated record. Gene Ontology annotation, biological process: axon guidance; Wnt signaling pathway.